Messenger RNA from Culex quinquefasciatus (southern house mosquito), 1329 nucleotides. RefSeq lists its product as uncharacterized. The transcript is spliced from 2 exons. The coding region runs from base 46 to 1278 and encodes 410 amino acids. NCBI's taxonomy places the organism in Eukaryota, Metazoa, Arthropoda, Insecta, Diptera, Culicidae. Gene Ontology annotation, cellular component: mitochondrial inner membrane; nucleus. Gene Ontology annotation, molecular function: nucleic acid binding; metal ion binding; RNA endonuclease activity. Gene Ontology annotation, biological process: apoptotic DNA fragmentation. The record is from RefSeq and is a predicted model, not a curated record.
UCCCCAGCGAGGUCUUCAUUGCUCAGUUGAUUUUGAAGCGAUACGAUGAAGGUAGUACUAGCGGUGGCACUUGCUCUCGUGGUGGCCAUUGAGGCCAGGGAGAUUCCCAAACAGGAUAUAAUUCCGUUCGCACCGGCGUGCACGAUCAACAUUAACACUCAACUGCCGCGACCCCAGCCACUGAUAUUGAUCCCAGGCACGGAUCAGUUCCGGUACCCACAGUCAAACGAUCGCAUGCUCAACCUGAAUGCCGGAGAAUCGCUGGAGUUGGCCUGUGAAACCGGAUUCAACGUGUCACCGGCGAAAAACUCGAUCGUCGUGUCGUGCGUCUCCGAUCGAACCUUCAGCUAUGACGGUGCUAACUUCCAGCUGAACGAAUUCUCUUGCAAUGAAAACUGGUUCAGCACUGCUCGGCGAACCAACGUUCCCUGUGAACAGGGAGCAACGAUCGUCGAGGUUGGAUUCGACAUGGGAAAUCGUUUCCCCAAGAUCAUGGACAUCUGCCACAACUAUCGAACGUUCGAGAACCACUGGAUCAAGCACGAGUUCCAUGUAGCGCACGACGGUUUCCAGCAGGGAGUUCCACGUCCGGACUGGCAUCAGGGAGAUUUCCAGCAGGGAAUCAACGUCAACCUGCUGUACACGGUCAACCGUCAACGAACGACGCUGGCUCAGAUCCUGGGCUCUCAAGCUAUUGCAAACGAGUUGGUGAUCGACGCUACCAGUGGGAUCUUCAUGGCUCGUGGUCACAUUGCUGCACGUGCUGACUUCAUCUACGGAACGCAACAGAACGCUACCUUCUGGUUCUUGAACGCCGCUCCGCAGUGGCAAAACUUCAACGAUGGUAACUGGCUGCGGAUCGAGGAUAGUGCUCGCAGCUUCGUCGCAUCUCGCAACCUCCACGUAACGGUGUACGGUGGAACUUACGGAGUGCACACGCAGACCGAUGCCAACGGUGACCAGCAGCCGAUCUACCUGGACUUUGACCCGAACGGUAUUCAGCGUCUUCCUUCGCCUAAAAUCUACUACAAAAUCCUUCACGAUGAGCAAAAUAAGGCUGGAAUUGUGCUGAUUGGUGUCAACGAUAUUCACAUUACGUCGAUGGAGCGAAUCCGCAACGAAUACAUGUUCUGCGAAGACAUUGGUGACAAGGUUAGCUGGGUCAACUGGGAUCGGUUCAACUUGGGGCUGGGAUUCUCCUAUGCCUGUGAAGUGAACGAGUUCCUGAGGAAGAUUGGACACCUGCCCCAUCUGGACAUUCCAAACCUGUUGAUCUAGAAUCAUGUUUUACUUAUUUUGGGAGUAUUAAAGUCUCUUUGUGCAUUUAAA